Messenger RNA from Cavia porcellus (domestic guinea pig), 7198 nucleotides. RefSeq names its product myosin heavy chain 7B (gene Myh7b). Gene Ontology annotation, cellular component: myosin II complex; cytoplasm; myosin filament. The coding region runs from base 2212 to 7074 and encodes 1620 amino acids. The record is from RefSeq and is a predicted model, not a curated record. Gene Ontology annotation, molecular function: microfilament motor activity; ATP binding; actin filament binding. The transcript is spliced from 33 exons. Lineage: Eukaryota; Metazoa; Chordata; Mammalia; Rodentia; Caviidae.
GACUCUGGCCUGAGCAAGGCUUGACCAGAAAAUCUGUGGCCACUUCCGACACUGCGUGUGCUGGGCCUGCUGCAGUGUGCCCUUCUGUGACACACAUGUGCAGGGCCACAUUGCUAGUCUUAAACAUUUUUGUAUCAUUUUUCUCUUGCAUUGUGACCUUCAUAGUUUGAAAGAGUUCAGCAAAGAGACUGUUUUUGUUAUGAAGUGAUUGUUUUCUUGGUUUUCAUUCACUGAAAACAGUUACCUGCUGGCAAUCAGAAAGAGCAAGUUUAUACAUAGAGAUUACUUAGCCAGAGCUGAGAGUACUGGAGACUCUCAACAAUUUUGUGACCCAUGACUUCUGUAAGACAUUUGGAAAUUUUCAGCUAGGCAUAGUGACUACAUGGUGAGAUGCUGUCUCAAAACAAACAAAAAAUAAAAAUUAAAAGAAGAUUUUUGAAAAUUUCCCAACUAAUUGGAACCCAAAUAUCUAUUUUGCUUUUCAUUUUCAAAGUAAAACGUUCCAUUCCUAGCUCAAGGGCCAGCUGUUCCGAGCUCCGAGCUGCCCCUUGACCACCGCUCGUGCAGCCCGUGGGAGGCUGCCAUUUCUCCCCAGAGGCUGCAGGCCUUCUUCUGCACACAGCUAUCAUUCCUGAUCUGGUCCUGUUGAGCCUUGCUUUAUUCUGGGGCAUUUUCUUUUUCUUUUUCUUUUUUUCCUUCUCUUUUUCCCGCCACUUGGUUUUCUUGGGUUUUGAUUUUUCUUUUAGUUUUGUUUUUUGGUUGUGGCUGUUGUUCUGUUUUGCUGUUGACUUUUUGGUACUCUUUCUUCCCUCCCUUCCCCAUCCAAAAGGCCUUUGUGGAUGCUGCAGAAAAUUAGGUUGGUCCAGUCAUAAGACAAGAUGGCAGGGAAGGCAAGAGCUAGCAAGGACCCAAACAGAGGGCUGGGGCAGGGGAGCACGUGUGCAGAAAGGGGCCCUAACCAUGGAGUUUACGGAUAGGGUCAGAUGGAGGUGGGUGGAAGCUGCCCGCAGGAGGUGGGAACUUAAGUUGUAUCCAUCUCCUCCCCUUCAUCCCAAUUUGGCCAAACAGACCAGAGGAGGCCUUGCACAGAAAGACUGGGUGGGAGUGUGAGGGAGGGCACCUGUCACUUCUCUCCUGCCGUCCUCUCUCUGGUAGUGUCUAGGGGACAUUUUCAAGUUUCGGGCUCCCUGGGGAUGAAUAAAUGAAUGAAUGAGCACAAGUCCCUGGGAGCACCUCUGCUGUCUCCAGAAUCCAUUCCUUCCUUUCUCUUUCUGCUUAGGCUCCUGGCAUCAGGGUAAAGAAGAAAAGGAAGGGGAAAAUGGAGGAAUGAGAAGGAUGAGGCUGGGAGGGGAAGGAGUAUCAGCUCCAUCCUUCAGGGUGUGACACGGGAGAGGCAGACGGAGGGAGGGAAGGAGGGAGAUACCUGGGCAUGGCCUGCCCUAGAGCCCAACUUGCUAUGUAUCCUUGGCAGGUCAGCUUCUUGCCCAAGUCUUAAGUUUCUUACUUGAAAAUUGGGGCUAAUAAUAUGCAUGAGGCUGGGCCAUUUUCAAUCACAGUAGGUAUAAAAUGUUUAAUGCAGACAGAGCUGAUCACAAUACCAAAGAAGUGUGUAAAAGGACCAUCAGGAAGGUUAGGGUAGGAACGUUCAGUGCAGGAAGAGUCUGAGAGUCUGGCCUGAGUGUCAGCAGUAUCCUCCUAGAAGAGGGCGUGCUUUACCCGAGCUUUGGAGGAGAGUAGAUUUUAGUCAGGAGACCGUGGGGCCCGGGGCAGGUGGCACUGCAUGGGUGUGGGAGGAGGCCAGACAUGGGGAUCCUAGUGCAGCCCCGUCCCUCAAGCCCCUGGCUUGCUCCCUCAUUCUUGAAACUCUCCUAAUAGCCCAGGAAGGCCAGUCCUUGGGGAGUAGGGGUGGUGAGAUGUGUGUUACAUCUACUGUCAGUGAAGAUUUGGUGACUAACAUUCACUGUCUUUCUAACUACCAUCCCUACCCCCUUAUCUGGUGAGACCUCGCAACCUCUAAUUUUAUCUUCCUUUCUCCCCCAGCAAUUUCUGGCAACAAAGACUGGGGGCACCCUUGAGGAUCAAAUCAUCGAGGCCAACCCUGCCAUGGAAGCUUUUGGCAACGCCAAGACCUUGAGGAAUGACAACUCCUCCCGCUUUAUCUCUUGGAGAAGUCUCGAGUGAUCUUCCAGCUGCCUGGUGAGCGUGGCUACCAUGUCUACUACCAGAUCCUCUCGGGGAAGAAGCCAGAGCUGCAGGCAUGCCAUGGACAUCCUGGGCUUCAGCGUGGACGAGAAGUGCGCUUGCUAUAAGAUUGUGGGUGCCCUCCUGCACUUCGGCAACAUGAAGUUCAAGCAGAAGCAGCGGGAGGAGCAGGCCGAGGCCGAUGGCACUGAGAGUGCUGACAAGGCUGCCUACCUGAUGGGAGUCAGCAGUGGGGACCUGCUCAAAGGCCUUUUGCACCCCCGAGUGCGUGUGGGGAAUGAGUAUGUGACCAAGGGCCAGAGUGUAGAGCAGGUGGUGUUUGCAGUGGGGGCCCUGGCCAAGGCCACCUAUGACCGGCUGUUCCGGUGGCUGGUGUCUCGGAUCAACCAGACCCUGGACACAAAGCUGCCCCGGCAGUUCUUCAUUGGGGUCCUGGACAUUGCUGGUUUUGAGAUCUUUGAGUUUAACAGCUUUGAGCAGCUGUGCAUCAACUUCACCAACGAGAAGCUGCAGCAGUUCUUCAAUCAGCACAUGUUUGUGCUGGAGCAGGAGGAGUACAAGCGCGAGGGCAUCGACUGGGUCUUCAUCGACUUCGGUCUUGACCUGCAGCCCUGCAUUGACCUCAUCGAGAAGCCACUAGGGAUCCUGUCCAUCUUGGAGGAGGAGUGCAUGUUCCCCAAGGCCUCAGAUGCAAGCUUUCGGGCCAAGCUGUAUGACAACCAUGCAGGGAAAUCACCCAAUUUUCAGCAGCCUCGACCUGAUAAAAAGCGCAAAUAUCAGGCCCACUUCGAGGUGGUCCACUAUGCAGGCGUGGUGCCUUACAGCAUCGUGGGCUGGCUGGAGAAAAACAAGGAUCCUUUGAAUGAGACAGUGGUCCCCAUCUUCCAAAAGUCUCAGAACAAGCUCCUGGCUACUCUCUAUGAGAAUUAUUCAGGCUCCUGUUCCGCUGAGCCCCCCAAGUCUGGAGUGAAGGAGAAGCGUAAGAAGGCAGCGUCAUUCCAGACGGUGUCCCAGCUGCACAAGGAGAACCUCAACAAGCUGAUGACCAACCUGCGAGCCACACAGCCCCACUUUGUCCGCUGCAUUGUUCCUAAUGAGAACAAGACACCAGGGGUCAUGGAUGCCUUCUUGGUGCUCCACCAGCUACGCUGCAAUGGGGUCCUAGAGGGGAUCCGGAUCUGCCGCCAAGGGUUCCCCAACAGGCUGCUGUACGCGGACUUCAGGCAGCGGUACCGUAUCCUGAACCCCAGUGCCAUCCCAGAUGACACCUUCAUGGACAGUAGGAAGGCCACAGAGAAGCUGCUGGGUUCGCUAGACAUUGACCACACCCAGUACCAGUUUGGUCACACCAAGGUGUUCUUCAAAGCCGGGCUUCUAGGUGUCCUGGAAGAGCUCCGUGACCAGCGUCUGGCCAAGGUGCUGACACUGCUGCAGGCCCGAAGCCGAGGCCGUCUCAUGCGCCUUGAGUACCAGCGCAUGCUGGGAGGCAGGGAUGCCCUGUUCACCAUCCAGUGGAACAUCCGUGCCUUCAAUGCUGUCAAGAAUUGGUCAUGGAUGAAGCUUUUCUUCAAGAUGAAGCCAUUGCUGCGCUCAGCACAAGCUGAGGAGGAGCUGGCAGCUCUGAGGGCAGAGCUACGAGGGCUGCGAGGGGCGCUGGCAGCUGCUGAGACCAAGCGCCAGGAGCUGGAAGAGACUCAAGUCAGUGUCACCCAGGAGAAGAAUGACCUGGCCCUGCAGCUGCAGGCAGAGCAGGAAAACCUGGCGGAUGCUGAAGAGCGCUGCCACUUGCUGAUCAAGUCUAAGGUGCAGCUUGAGGCGAAGGUGAAGGAGCUGAACGAGCGGCUGGAGGAUGAAGAGGAAGUGAAUGCUGACCUGGCCGCACGCCGGCGCAAGUUGGAGGAUGAGUGCACAGAGCUCAAGAAGGACAUUGAUGACCUGGAGCUGACCCUGGCCAAGGCUGAGAAAGAGAAGCAAGCCACUGAGAACAAGGUGAAAAACCUGACAGAGGAGAUGGCCACACUGGAUGAGUCAGUGGCCCGGCUGACCAAGGAGAAGAAGGCAUUGCAGGAGGCGCACCAGCAAGCCCUGGGCGACCUGCAGGCCGAGGAGGACCGCGUGAGUGCCCUGGCUAAGGCCAAACUCCGGCUGGAGCAGCAGGUGGACGAUCUGGAGUGCUCCCUGGAGCAGGAAAAGAAACUGCGCAUGGACACAGAGCGGGCCAAGCGCAAGCUCGAGGGCGACUUGAAGCUGACACAGGAGGCUGUGACAGACACCACCCAAGACAAGCAACAGUUGGAGGAAAUGCUCAAGAAGAAAGACUCAGAACUGAGUCAGCUAAACCUGCGCAUAGAAGACGAGCAGCUCCUGGGUGCCCAACUGCAGAAGAAGAUCAAGGAGUUGCAGGCACGGGCUGAGGAGCUAGAGGAGGAGCUGGAAGCUGAACGGGCAGCCCGGGCCCGUGUGGAAAAGCAGCGGGCAGAGGCAGCCCGGGAGCUGGAAGAGCUGAGCGAGCGGCUGGAGGAGGCGGGUGGUGCAUCGGCUGGGCAGCGCGAGGGCUGCCGCAAGCGUGAGGCUGAGCUGGGCCGGCUGCGGCGGGAGCUGGAGGAGGCUGCACUGCGACACGAGGCCACAGUGGCCACCCUGCGGCGCAAGCAGGCAGACAGUGCAGCUGAGCUGGGAGAGCAGGUGGACAGCCUGCAGCGGGUGCGGCAGAAGCUAGAAAAGGAAAAGAGUGAGCUGCGCAUGGAAGUGGACGAUUUGGGUGCAAAUGUGGAGACUCUGGCCCGCAGCAAGGCCAGUGCAGAGAAGCUGUGCCGGACCUAUGAAGAUCAGCUAAGUGAGGCCAAGAUCAAAGUAGAAGAGCUGCAGCGGCAGCUGGCAGAUGCAAGCACCCAGCGUGGGCGGCUACAGACUGAGAAUGUGGAGCUGGGCCGCCUGCUGGAGGAAAAGGAGUCUCUGAUCAGCCAGCUGAGCCGUGGGAAGACCUCUGCCGCCCAGAGCCUGGAGGAACUUCGGAGGCAGCUGGAGGAGGAGAGCAAGGCCAAGAGUGCACUGGCCCAUGCAGUACAGGCUUUGCGGCAUGACUGUGACCUCCUUCGGGAGCAGCAUGAGGAAGAGGCGGAGGCCCAAGCUGAACUACAGCGGCUGCUGUCCAAGGCCAAUGCAGAGGUAGCCCAGUGGAGGAGCAAAUACGAGGCAGAUGCCAUCCAGAGGACUGAGGAGCUGGAGGAGGCCAAAAAGAAGCUGGCCCUGCGACUACAGGAGGCAGAAGAGGGCGUAGAAGCUGCAAAUGCCAAGUGCUCAUCACUGGAGAAGGCUAAGCUACGGCUGCAGACGGAGACAGAGGAUGUGACCCUGGAGCUGGAGCGGGCGACCUCAGCAGCUGCUGCGCUGGAUAAAAAGCAGCGACACUUGGAGCGGGCUCUGGAGGAGCGGAGGCGGCAGGAGGAGGAGACACAGCGAGAGCUGGAGGCGGCACAGAGGGAGGCCCGUGGCCUGGGCACUGAGCUCUUCCGGCUUCGGCACAGCCAUGAAGAGGCACUUGAGGCCCUGGAGACAGUCAAGCGGGAGAACAAGAACCUGCAGGAGGAGAUUAGUGACCUCACAGAUCAGGUCAGCCUCAGUGGAAAGAGCAUCCAGGAACUGGAGAAAGCCAAGAAGGCGCUGGAAGGGGAGAAGAGUGAGCUCCAGGCGGCACUGGAGGAGGCUGAGGGGGCCCUGGAACUGGAGGAGACAAAGACUCUGCGGAUUCAGCUGGAGCUAUCUCAGGUCAAGGCGGAAGUGGACCGGAAGCUGGCGGAGAAGGAUGAGGAGUGCACUAACCUGAGGCGCAACCACCAGCGGGCUGUGGAGUCUCUGCAGGCUUCCCUGGAUGCGGAGACCCGGGCUCGCAACGAGGCUCUGAGGCUCAAGAAGAAGAUGGAGGGUGAUCUCAACGACCUGGAGCUGCAGCUGGGCCACGCUACUCGCCAAACCAUGGAGGCACAGGCAGCCACACGGCUGCUGCAGGCCCAACUCAAAGAGGAGCAGGCAGGGCGAGACGAGGAGCAGAGGCUGGCCGCGGAGCUCCGGGAGCAGGCACAGGCCUUAGAGCGCCGGACAGCGUUGCUUGCAGCUGAGCUCGAAGAGCUGCGGGCUGUCCUGGAACAGGGCGAGCGCAGCCGGCGGCUGGCAGAGCAGGAGCUGCUGGAGGCCACUGAGCGACUCAACCUCCUGCAUUCGCAGAACACAGGUCUCCUAAAUCAGAAAAAGAAGCUGGAGGCAGACUUGGCUCAGUUGAGCGGAGAAGUGGAGGAGGCUGCCCAGGAGAGGCGGGAAGCUGAGGAGAAGGCUAAAAAGGCCAUCACCGACGCAGCGAUGAUGGCCGAGGAAUUGAAGAAGGAGCAGGACACAAGUGCACACCUGGAACGGAUGAAGAAGACUCUGGAGCAGACUGUGCGAGAGCUGCAGGCCCGCCUUGAGGAAGCCGAACAGGCUGCCCUCCGGGGUGGGAAGAAGCAGGUGCAGAAGCUGGAGGCCAAGGUGCGGGAGCUGGAGGCCGAGCUUGACGCAGAGCAGAAGAAGCACACUGAGGCCCUCAAGAGCGUGCGCAAACAUGAGCGUCGGGUCAAGGAGCUUGCGUACCAGGCUGAGGAGGACAGGAAGAACCUGGCUCGCAUGCAGGAUCUGGUAGACAAGCUGCAAAGCAAGGUCAAAAGCUACAAGCGCCAGUUUGAGGAGGCGGAGCAGCAGGCCAGCACCAACCUGGCCAAGUAUCGCAAGGCUCAACACGAGCUGGAUGAUGCAGAGGAGCGAGCAGACAUGGCGGAGACGCAGGCCAACAAGCUUCGGGCGCGGACCCGGGAUGCCCUGGGCCCCAAGCACAAAGAAUGACAGCCUGAGAUGCCAUGCUGAGGAGGGACAUCUGCUGAGACCCUGUCAUCUCUUCAACUCCAUCUGUGGCCACUCAGCCUCCUAAGCCCCAGAGCACCCUGAAUAAACGCCACCUCUAUUCCAA